Messenger RNA from Dermochelys coriacea (leatherback sea turtle), 2578 nucleotides. RefSeq names its product myotilin (gene MYOT). The record is from RefSeq and is a predicted model, not a curated record. Gene Ontology annotation, cellular component: axon; plasma membrane. The transcript has 10 exons. Bases 575 to 2134 code for a protein of 519 amino acids. Lineage: Eukaryota; Metazoa; Chordata; Testudines; Dermochelyidae. Gene Ontology annotation, molecular function: cell-cell adhesion mediator activity. Gene Ontology annotation, biological process: axon guidance; dendrite self-avoidance; homophilic cell-cell adhesion.
GAGUUCAGCUUUGUAAGAUAUAAAGAGGCAGUUCCUGCAGUCUUCUACAAGUUGUGAAUAUGCCUUAAUUACUGAAGCCAUCAAAUAUGAGCAACUAAACACAGACAUGUGAUUACUAUGCUGUGUGGUCAACUAACAGGCUCCAAUAACAAUUCUGAACACCUAAAAUGGCAAGUUUAGCAGCGGGGGGGAGGGGGGUUACUUGUACUUUUUACAUGUGGAUUAUUUCAAAUCAAGGCAGGCUGUUACAACCACCCCAGCCAGGGAAGUCCCUAUAAAGCUUUCACUGACACUUUUCUUUCUAAAAGGGAGACAUUUUCUAGUUUAGCCAAAAGAGUCAAGUCAGUUUCUCCACCCUCUUUCCAGACUGGUCACCUGAGGCUGAAGUACCAACUUCCUACAUUUCCAGAAUAAUCCACAUCAAGACAGCCCCUUUCCAUCGAGGUAGGGAUUCCAUUCUACCCAGGAACCUAGCCAAGAAAGUUUUUGUGGCCUAUCGUCUAAUUUUUACCAGCCACCAACCCAAAGCCCACUGUCACCUACAAAAAGCCAGGACAAUCACGAAACCUCCCCUAUGAGUGUCAGUAAUCUCCCAUCCAUGUCCUCGGUGUACCAACCAAGCAUGUUUAACUACGAGCGUCCAAAACAUUUUAUCCAGUCUCAGAAUACGUGUCAAGGGAAACUGCAGCCUCCGGGACCCAAGACAUCUGCAUUGUCAAGCAGUCAAACCAAACAGUCAUCAAUUCUAAUCCAGCCUCAUAACUCUAGCGAGCGGAAGUUUUCUUCGUCUUCAUCGCUGAGCUCCCCAAUCUUUCUCUCCUCGUCUUCCCAUAGCUCCCACAAGGAAUCUGCAUUUCCCAUCACACCUGCAUCUGCACAGUCUCCUGCUACCUCCUCAUCUGGGCAAAGGCUUUCAUCCAUGCAUAACCAGUCCCCGGCAGCAUUCCUCUGCUCAGUGUUGCCCUCACAGUCUGAUUAUAAUAGCCAAGCUCCUUCUACUGUGGAAUCUAAUAGUUACUCAAAGCCAAUGUAUACCAAACAAGCUAGCACCAAGCCAACAUACAAGACUUCAGAUCGAGAGAUACAAGGAACAAAAGAAGCCCUCAUUCAAGACCUGGAAAGGAAACUGCGAGGCAAAGACAACCUUCUUCACAAUGGCAACCAGCGGCUAACCUAUGAAGAGAGAAUGGCUCGCAGGCUGCUUGGACCAGAAGAUGCUGCUUCUGUGCUUGUAACGCAAAAUGAAGAAAAAGGGCAGAACUCACAGCAGCAGAAUUCAGAAAACACAAGACUACAGGUUCCUACACCACAAAUCAGGAGCAGACCAUCCUCAAGAGGGGAGAGGAAUGAGCAAGGCUCAAUCCAGGAGAAGUUUUUUCAACCACGUUUUGUGCAAGUGCCUGAAGACAAAAUAACUGUUGAAGAGGGACGAUUUUGCAGGAUUGACUUCAAAGUCAGCGGGCUACCAGCUCCAGAUCUGGUAUGGUAUUUAAAUGGAAGGUUGGUCCACCCAGAUGACUUUCAUAAAAUGAUAGUGUCUGAAAAGGGCUUCUAUUCACUCAUUUUUGAAGUGGUCAGAGGCUCUGAUGCAGGGACAUACGAAUGUGUAGCCUCCAAUCGUGCUGGAGAAGCCUCCUUUACAGUACAACUGGAUGUAACUGCAAAAGAACAUCAGAAAGCUCCAAGUUUUAUCUUCAAACCACAAAGCAAAAGAGUUUAUGAAGGGGAUUCAGCCAGACUGGAAUGUCAGAUUUCUGCCAUCCCUACGCCACGGAUUUACUGGAAAAGAAACAAUGAAAUGCUACAAUAUAAUACAGACCGAAUAAGUUUGUUCUAUGAUAAUCCUGGAAAGAUUUGCCUUCUAAUCCAUGACGUAAAUAAGAAAGAUGCCGGUUGGUACACAGUAUCUGCAGUCAACGAGGCAGGAGUGGUCACAUGCCACUGCAGACUGGAUGUUGCAACUCACACAUACAAGCCAGUUCCAACCCCCAAGCAGCUGAAGGUUCGACCGACUUUUAGCAAAUACCUGGCAUUCAAUAGUAAAGGACUGGAUGUGAAACCAGCUUUCUCACCAGAAGGAGAGUUUGAACGGCUGGCUGCUCAGUCUGGACUGUAUGAAAGUGAUGAACUUUAACAUGGAAAAAGAGGAGGAAAACACACUUAUGUAACAGACCCAUAUCGUAACUCCACAUAUAUGCAGUUAAGGGGCGGUUGCUCUAACUAGAAAACAUACCUACAUAUUUUAUUUAUAAUUUGACUCGUGCACGUUUCCUGCUGUUCUGAUUUACCAAGGUAGUACUCUAUUUGUAUGGAUUGGUGAAUAUAGCAGAUAACGCUCAAAUGUUGUAUUUUAACUGUAAAGCCUAAGAAACCAGGGCAGUUGGUGGUGAUGAAAGUGUAGGUUUAACUACAUCUAUGCUCAGUUACAAGGAAAAGCAUGUUUAUUUGUACUGCUUUCUUAAUAUCACCACUCUCAGUAACACAACUUUGUGCUGCCUGAAUACUAAAACCAAAUAGACUUGAAUGUUUUUAUGUGGGUUUAUGUCAAAUGCAAAUAAAGUACUAAAUAUAAAAUACA